AUGACACGAAGCAACGUUGAGUUGAAUAAAUCUGAACGUGAUCCUGAUGACACUGACUGGCGUAUUUGGGCUAAUCAACUUUUAAAUGACAUUGAGGGAGUUUCCAAUGAACGGUCCAAAUAUGGGCUAACUUCACGGGGAUUGAAGAAGUUGAUUGAUGGAUUACUAUAUCCUAUUAAAAAGGAUUUGAAUGAGGGAGUGAUUACGACAAGAUUGGCUUUCAUUCAUUGUUUGCUGAAAGAGCUUGCGUGUAUCGCAAUGAAGCAUAGUAGCGAUACACGGGAACAUGCUAUAGCCACGGAUCUGUAUCGAAUAUGGGAAAGUCAGUUGACGACGUCGACAACAGCAUCUUACUGUUCCACACCUAAGGAGGCUCGUGUAAGUGAUGUUGAAUAAUCUUUCUGUAUGUUUAUGUUUCAAUGUUGUUUUUCCUUGAGUUAUUUUAUACAAUUUGGUAGAAGCAGUGAAGUGAAAGGGCUAAGUGGUUUUUGAUUGUUUUGCCUUUCGAGUGGUUAGUAUAUGCAGAUGAAAUUCGACUGGCUUCCGGCUACAUCAAGCACUGACAUCGGUUGUAAAAUCAUUGAGCGUCGAGGAGUACUUGCUGUACAGCUGUUUCCUUCCAGUUUGGAAGUCAUCAGUAGUACUCAGUCAGUCUUAAUAUAAGUGCUGGUACUGGAUUGGGGCGGGAUGAAGUUUCUGGAUUUCCAGCGAGAAGAUGUCUUCAGUAGUAGGGUUCAUUUGACCAAGUGUGGUGAAGUAUAAAGUGACAUACGGAACUGAAAAGGAUUACUGAUUAUGUGUGAGGCUGAGGAUCUAUGAGUUUAGGAAAUCUCCUGUACACAACUGGGGAUAAUUUCUUACCCUUAAUAGCAUACGACCUCUGCUCGUAUCUAACAGGUAUGUUGCACACUGAACGACGAGUAGGGAAGUUCAUACAGCAACAAAAUUUGAAGAAGUCCUUAACAGGAAAACAGAUUCAGAAGUGUAAUAGUCGAUGCGUAAAUUUGAGAUAGAUAGC
Messenger RNA from Trichobilharzia regenti, 1018 nucleotides. NCBI's taxonomy places the organism in Eukaryota, Metazoa, Platyhelminthes, Trematoda, Strigeidida, Schistosomatidae. The record is from the annotation of a GenBank genome assembly.